Symbiodinium necroappetens is the source of this 6135-nucleotide messenger RNA. The record is from the annotation of a GenBank genome assembly. NCBI's taxonomy places the organism in Eukaryota, Dinophyceae, Suessiales, Symbiodiniaceae.
AUGCUUCAUGACGAAGUUGAGCCUUUGGUUGUCCAAACUUCACAACUGGCGACAGCCAACUGUGCUGCACAAGCUUUGGUGACAUCUUUUCAUCUUUACUCAAGUCGGCGUUGUCUUGGCUGGCGCACUGGCGAAUCCUACACUUGGCACUCAUACGAGGAAAUUGGAUCUAUGUCAGCUCAUUUUGCAGAUAGCUUACAGCAGCUGUUGCGAAAGGUGUCGGCAACAAAAGGCACCCCAGUCAUCGGCUUGCUGUCGGCGGUUAGCAUUCCGUGGUUCAUUGUCGACUUUGCGUGCUCUCUGGCGGCUAUCCCGUUGGUGACGAUGCACCGUGCAACAGAUGACGCAGCACUGGCACAGAUUCUCGACAAAACUGGUCUAUGCCUUCUGAUAGCCUCCAUGCACCUCCAGCCGGUGAUCCAGCGCGCUUCAAGUCGCGCAUCUGCUUCGAAGCUUCAAAUGGUUAUAUGGAUCGAGGACUCGUCUGAACCGUACUGUUUGCAGCAGUCCUCUCGCCCGCUGGCUACAGGAACAGACAGCAGUCCACCAAGCUGGCAGCAAAAAGGCUUUCUCGACGCACUGCAAGAGGGAAGUCAAGCUUUGAGAGUACCCUCCUGGAGGGAUCCGAAGCGUCUCGCCAAGCUGCUGCCAUCAAGUGGCAGCACUGGAGCCCCAAAACUGGCCGUGGUGACGGAAGAGGCACUGUUCAAGGGCAGUUGCGGGCGAACCCCCGAGUCGUUACCAGGCCGACUUGGGUCUGUGGAUAUCGUCACCUACGCUUAUGAAGCUAUCCGUCAAAGCCACGACGUGCUCAUGCAGGGCGGACGCAUAGGUGUAUUCUCGGGCUCGUUGGAUCGAAUGCUGGAAGAUGUCCGAGCACUGUUCUGGACUGGCUUGUACUCUGACUUCGAGAACGACGUUGUUGAGGAACGGAGCCUGCUGGGCAACCGGAUUGAUGUGUUGAUCUCCACAGGGGCACCAUUGCAGCAUCAGGUGCAGCGCUUUAUCACUAGCCGCAUGGCAGCAGACAGGGUCUUCGGCAAGCUGGUUGUGGACGGGUAUGGAUGCACAGAGACCGGCAGGAUCGCCAGCAAUGGCACAGUGGCAGAGAACGUGGAAAUACGCUUGCUGGAUUUGCCUGAAUUGGGAUACCUCACCUCGGACAGCCCUCCGCGCGGCGAGAUUUUAGCCCGGACGCCCUAUAUGGCAGGAUACUUCAGCCUGGAGAGGUUCACUGAUCAAGGUACGGUUCGACAGAUGGAAUCCGACUCAGAGGAUUGGAUCGUGCUCAACAGCGUGGUGUACUUUCGCACUGGCGAUGUGGGCGAGCUGGCUGUUGCACCUGGCAAUGUGCGUGUGAUCGACCGGUGCAAGCACCACUUCAAGCUCGCCCAGGGCAUCUAUGUGGCGCCGGAGCCAAUCGAACGGGUCUUGCUGCAGAGCCCUCUGAUUUCGCAAAUUUUCAUCUGGGGAUGUGGCUUUAUGCAGGCUACUGGCGCGGUUGCAGAAAUUCCACAACGUAUUGUCCUGGAGCCGGUGGCGUUCUCGGAAGAUGCAGGCUUGCUCACCGCCUCGGGGAACUUUGAUCCCAGAGACUCUAUCCUCUCGCUGGGCUUGGACUCCAUGGGCGUGGCGUUAGAGACCCUUGCGGACCUGGAGCGACUGAUUCUGGCUGGGCCGCGAGCGACACGCGCGAUUGUCGGUAAGUGUUCUGUCGUGAACUUUGAGAAGGAAGCCGAAGCGAGAUGUGAGGACCUUGCAAGUUGCGUCGAAAGCCGAGCCAGUGCCCAAAGGACACCACAGUCUGGUCACGUGGUGCUCUUGACAGGCAGUACCGGUUUUCUUGGAUCCUUUGUUGCUCACGCACUGGCCCACGCCGGUUUCAAGGUGCAUUGCUUGGUGCGGGCCACGUGCCAGGAAGAGGCCACAGAAAGAUUGCGAACGUGCUUAAGCUUCUAUCAGCUUUCUGAGGACGUUCCCGAGUCAAUAUCUGCUCUGCCUACCACAGGCGUAGAGAAUCCUGGCUUGGGUGUGUCCGAGAAUGCGAUGCCUGGCAUGAUCGACUCCAUCGUCCACUGUGCAGCAACAGUUUCUGGAGUGCUGCCGUACAACGCCCUGUGCGCUUCCAACGUGACCGGCACAAAGCAAGCUAUCUUGCUGGCACUGCAGAAAGGGGCAAGGCUGGUGUAUGUUUCUACGCUGGGCUUUGUAGAUGAUGGCCAUCCGGAGACACGCAGGGUCUCCACGGCCAACUUGCAUCAACGAUCGGGGUAUGCCCAGUCAAAAUGGAUGGCUGAACAAUUGGUCUGGAGAGCCACGGAGUCAUUUGGACUACGAGCGGUUGUCUUGCGACCUGGCACGGUUUGCGGGGCCCGGUCUGGCGCGAGCAACACAAAAGAUGCUGUGAGCCUCCUUCUGCUUGGACUCGUCAAGUUGGGCUCUACAUGCACUGAUGAUCGAUCACCAUUGCCAGCGGGAUUCAAUCUGGUUCCAGUGGACUACGUUGCAGAUGCUGUCGUCGUUGUAACAAGGGCCAGGCGCAGCUUGCCACCUGGUCCGAUUCAUCUUUGUGCACCGGAAGCCAUUUCCACCCGAACUUUGUGUCAAUGGUUGAGUGAAGCUGGCCAUGAGUUGAAGGACCUUUCGCCGGAGGAAUUCUGUAAGAGAGUCCAACAGGUGGACGAGAUGCAUCCCCUGUAUGCUUUGCGAAGCAGCUUGAGCUCUUCAAGGUCUGCUCACUCCGCAGACCUCCCUAUCCUUGAAGCAAUAAACGAGCGAGCUCUGAAAUUGAGGACGCCACGUGCCUUGACCAAAGACUUAUUGGCCAAGUCAAUCCAAUUCUUGAGAUCGGCUCACGCUGUUUGCUCUUCCAGCAUGUUUGUAGAUGCAGCAAUCAGCAGCUUAAUGACCGGACGAUACAAGUAUCGGCAUCUAGAGCUUCAGAAAACGCGGAAGACGCCCAUGGCCGAUGGCGACGUGCAAAGUGACACGAUUGACUGGGGCAAGAUCCUUGGAGAAGAGCUGAUGUUGAGUGGUCGCGCACAGGCGGCCCAGGCGGCUGCCGACAAAUCGGCAAACACAGAAGGGAGUGUACAAUCCGACGGCGACCAGCCAAGCGCAAAGGAAGAGAAGCAGAGCACCGUGCGAACAUUGCAUGCCAUCCCCAGUGCUUUGAAAUUGUUAGUUCUGUACUUCUCUGGCCGAUGGUGUCCUGCUUGCACGGAGUUCGACUCUGUUAUCAAGGACGUGUACGCCGGACUGAAGUCCCUGGAAGAGUCGUCAGAUAUCGAAGUCGUUUGGGUUUCUUGUGACCUAUCCGAAGACACGUACAAGAUGCACAUGAAGCGAAUCGGGUCCCUGCUCGGAGCUGUCUGGUCCCCAAAGCGCUUACAAGAACUUUCUGAUCGUUGGAAAGUGAAGGCGAUUCCAGCGGCUUUGGUCUUGGAUGCUCGAGAUGGCCGGAUAGUAACGGCAACUGCCAGGCGAGACAUGGAAGAGGCUAAGCAGCGUGUGAUGCGGAGUGGGUCCAAAGAUACUAGGGAAACUGAAAUUUAUGGGAGCCUAAUGUUUCGUUGGCUUGAGCGUCUCGAUGCUCAACGUGCAGCUUUGGAUGACGGGAUGCCUGUGAAGGGUGAGAGCUCUGACGAGAGCUCUGAAGGCAAGUUGAGCAAAAGAGGAGCCGCUGACGCCAGCAAGGCGUUGGCUUUGUACCGCGAAAUGCAAGACGGAGGCUUACAACUUGAUGUAAUCACAUGUGGGGCGAUGCUGAGUGCUUGUGAAAAGUGUUUGCAAUGGAAUUGGGCGCUGACCUUGUUGAAGGAGGCCGCAGGCUCGCAGCUUGCUUUGGAUGUGACUGCCUACAGCGCGGCCAUCAGCGCUUGUGCCGCUGCUGUGCAGUGGAAGUGGGCAGAAGCCCCAGACGGAUGCCCUGCGCCUGUCCUCAGAAAUGGCAGCUGCAGGCCUGACACGUGUGCAUACAACGCUGUGGCGUCCUCAUGCGAAGCUGCGGGUCACUGGCAGGACGCGUUGCAAGCUGUCGUGGCGAUGCAGAUUGGGAAUCAAAGGCCCAAUGUUCUGACCUUUGGAGUUGCUCUCAGGGCUUGCGUCCAAGGAGUUCUCUGGGAGCAAGCCUUGAACUUUCUCCUCGGAGCCCGUCAAGGCGCCAUCGACCUGGAUUCCAUCGCUUUUGCCACUGCCGUCAGUGACCGCCUGUCAGACUGGUGGCAGUUUGGGAAAGGCAUCAUGGUGCCUGUGCCCGCAGCGGCGGUGAGAAACGGCCACGGCCCUUCUGCCGACUGCGGGCGCGUUCUGCUGGCGGCCGCUCUGGGAGCGCACUCAAAGCUUUCACCAGCAAAUCAGUCGAAGCUUGUGCCGGUGUCUCCUACUUCGCCGUAUUCUCCGUGGCAGAACAGCUCCGAAGGAACUCCAGGGAGGCGAGUAGCUGACGAGUGUCUGGAGGAUGGAGAAUCGGAUCAGGUCAAGCCGAACGAUGCCGAGGAGCACAAGGCCGGCUUUGGCUGGUACCUGAUCCGCUCUGCUUUAAAUGGCCUUCGAUCUCCUAGCAAGCAAGAUGCUGACCAGGAGCAGGCAGGGUUCGUGGCACUUCCAGGCGUACAGAAAGACCACAGCCUGGACCUGAUUGAGACCAUGGAGGAGGGCCAUGCCCACGAAAUCACAAGCGAUUUCGUCGCGGAGAUCCAGCAAGCUUGGCGCUUGUUGCAGCACUUGCGUCAUCUUGCCUCCUUGUUGAAUGUUGUCCGCUCCGAGGACAAACUGUCGGCACGCCUUAUCACUGACGCAGGUGAUUUUCUGAUGCACGCCAGUGUUCGCUUGGAGGCAUCUCGCGUGGACUUCCACCUCUACGAUCCCAGUCAGAAGGAUCUCUUCAAUCCGGCAAAGCCAGCAUUCACGAUGGGUUUUAACUCGUCCAGAGAUGAAUGGAGACUAGUCGCAGAGCGGUGCCAGGCAUGUCAGUAUGUGCCACCCCACCUCUCCUGUGCAACUCACGGCAAGCAGCAGGUGGCUGUCAUCAAGCAUCGCCAAGCCUCUGUCGGAGAAGGCAUUUCAAACAUUAUGGAGGUGCGGAUACCGGGCCUUUAUCAAAAUGAUACGAGCGUGAUUUGGUGCCCAAUGCUGGGCAUGCCUGACUUGGCUGAAGCUGAACUCAGCAAUGAGAUGCAGCAGCUCAUUACCCGGAAACCGGUGUGGAAUGAGAAGGUGCAAAGCUUGGUCUUGGAUUUCAAGGGUCGUUCGCGGCUUAGCCCCCCCAUCCCCCCCAGGAAAGUUGCAGCACUUCGCAAGUUGCGUGACAAGCAGCUGGCGAAGCAGGCCAGGAGCACGGCUGUCACAGACACUUCCGAGGAGCAAUGCAUUCCCGAAGACUCCGCUCGGAAAGAAUCACAGCAGCCGCAGCCGAAGCAAAUCGCUGAUUCGAAAGAUGCCGAUGCUUUCUUCUGCAACGGCCACUGCUACGAGCGCGGAUUGUAUGGCUGCGAGAUGAAUCUCGAGGUUGCUGCGAGGUUGUACAGGCUCGCAGCUGAGAAGGGACACACUGUCGCACAGUGGCGGCUUGGAGAGCUUCUCGAGUCCGGCUUGAACGGCCAAAAGCCCAACGAUGCAAGAGAGGCCUUGCAUUGGUACACCUUAGCCGCACAGAGCGGAAAUGCAGAGGCGCAAAGUGCGCUGGCGCUCCUGUUGGAAGAUGGCGCCGAUGGAGUUGACCAAGAUCCAGCAGCUGCUUUGACGUGGCAUUUGGCGGCCGCAGAAAAGGGAAAUGCAGUGUCGCAGUACUGCGCAGCUUGCAGGCUGUCCAGUGGCGGCGACGUUGAAGCAGCGCACCAUUGGCUGCAGCUCAGCGCGGAUCAGGGCUUCCGGCCAGCAAAGCAAGUUCUGGAGGAAGCUGAGCUCAGCACUUUAUCAGGAAAUUCCCCCGGCCGAGGCCACAGCCAUUUGGCAGACCCGACCUCGACAGCCGAUGGUGAAGACCUCGUCGGCCUGGCCAUGCGCAUAGCUCAGCAGCUAAAGGGGCUUCAGGACGACGAAGAAGCAGCACAGCUGCUGGAGGAGCUGCUGAACGAUUGUCCAAGUUUGGUGGACUCAGCAGGCGACGCCAUUGCGGAUGCAGCAAGCUCCUGA